Rhodamnia argentea is the source of this 2804-nucleotide messenger RNA. RefSeq lists its product as uncharacterized. The record is from RefSeq and is a predicted model, not a curated record. NCBI's taxonomy places the organism in Eukaryota, Viridiplantae, Streptophyta, Magnoliopsida, Myrtales, Myrtaceae. The transcript is spliced from 2 exons. Bases 498 to 2561 code for a protein of 687 amino acids.
GGGGUGCUCAGACAGAGAACCAGUCAUGUCCUGCCGUUUCGAUGUCGUCCUCAUCAUUUUUAGGAGUCAGAACUAAAUUAGAAACGAAAAGAUCCGAUGAAUUCUUGGAAGUGGCGGUGACCGGUGAGUGGUGUGAUUUCUCCUUUAUGAAGCAGCAAGCUGCAGCUUCAAUUUGUGGCCUUGGUAGUUCGCUCGGCGAUUUCUUCUUCCUCAGAUCCAAAUCUCGCAGUCAAAGCGAAAACUCCGUUCUUUCUGUACGAGAAAAGACACCCCAACUCGACCCCUUCGAUCCCAAGCGACUGUGACCUUUCCCAAUUUGAGUGCAUAUAAAGCACCCUUUUUUUCCCAUCUCCCCAAAUCUUGGAUUCGCCUUAAAGUAUUCUCAUUGCCCGCAGUUUUCUGCCUUUUAAGUCCAUAUAGUUGUAUUGAAUAUACAGGGCUAGUUCGUCAUUUGGGUUUUUGCAGACGAAUAUUCUCGAGAUUGAAGAGGAUUCGAGAUGUUUAGGCUUUCACCUCGCAGAAGUCAGAGGUCGAAAGGCUUCAAGGUCAAGCAUGCUUUGCAGAUCCUUCUUCUACUCGGCAUCAGCAUCUGGCUUCUGUACCAAGUGAGGCAUUCGCAGAAUAAGAAGGCGGAGUAUGACCAAAGUGCAAAAGCAGCGAAUGAUGUUGUGAAAUUUGGGAGAAAAGACCUCAAUCCUCAAGUAGAGGAAACUGCUGUUAGAGACGUCGGCAAUAAGGAGGAUGAAGAAGAGGACGAAAAUAGGAAUGACCAAGAUCAAAGCAAGUCCGAAGAGAGUCUUGGCUUAGGGGGGGAUAGUAAUGAUGAGAUUCAAGAGCAUCAAGAUCAAUCUGGGGUUGGAGCUGAGAAUAGAGAGGAUUCCUCAGAUACUGAGAAGGCGAGCGAGGAAAGGACGGAGGAUCUGAAUGAAGCGAGCAAAGAGAAAGAAGACAAUGAACCCCAAGACAGGAAAGAUGAGAUGGAAGGUGGGGAAAAGGUGAAUAGUGAGGUCGUAGAAAACAGCGGUGCUGCAGAGGAAAGUGUAGAGGAUGGCCAACAAAAGGAGAGUAAAGAUGAAGGGGAAGGUAAAGAAAACCAGACCGAAGAUGGUAAAAUUCAGGAAGUGAGUUAUUCAGACAAUCAGGUCGAUGAUGGAAAUGGAGAACAUAAUGCGGGAGCAAGGGAGGAACACUACAAAGGGGAUGAUGCUUCCAGUGCAGUUGCCCAUGAAUCCGAUAAUGCAGUAACUGGGCAGAAGACAGAUGAUUUGGAACAUUCGGACAAGCAAGAGAACUCAGAACAUGAAGAGAAUAAAUCAGAUACCUCUGAAGUUGCUGAGGAUCAUCAACAUGAAACAGGUCAUCUCAGUGAAGAUAAUACAACUGAGAAUUCUGUUUCUUCUGAUGCAGAAGUCCAAAAGGAGGGUUCAGCAGAUAGUAACCAGGGGGGUUCGGAGGAUAAUACCCACCAUAGCUCCAGUGAAGCAAGAGAAUCUGAUGAAGUGAAGACAGAAACAACAGAAUCGGCACAGCUGAACAGUAUGGAAUCCACAGGUACAAUGGGACAAGACAGUGCUGCCCAACAAAAUGAAGAAACAAAUCAUAAAGAAUCUAAUGAAGAUUCUACCCAACAAGAUGUACAGUCUGAGAAAUCUGAUUCUGGGGCAGGCAAUGAGCAUUCCAGUUCUGGAGCAACGCCUUCCACUACAAGCAAUGAUGGAGUUGGCAGUACAACGGGACAAGAUGCUGCUGCCCAACAAAAUGAGGAUACUAUUCAUAAAGAAUCUCAUGAAGAUUCUACCCAACAAGAUGUACAGUCUGACAAAGCCGAUUUAGGGGCUAGCAAUGAGCAUUCCACUUCUGGAGCGACGCCUUCCACUACGAGCAAUAAUGGAGGUGGAGAUAAUGGAGGAUUUGCAGAUUCUUCUGGAAAUUCUGAACAAACUGUUGAAAGCAAUGGAUCAGAGGAUAAGGGUUCAGUGCCUGUUGACACAAAUCAAAACGACAGUGCUCAAGGUGAAAAGGCCCAAGAUAGCGUUGAAACGGAAAAAGUACAGGAGAAUGUUAUGACAUUGAAACAAAACGAGAAUUCAGAUGCUAGUGCCAAGGAAGGCUCUUCGGACUCCUCGACUCAGCAAGGGAGCAAUGAUUCCCCGGACAACACUAAUAAUGCUGAAACAGGCCAGAGUGAGAACGCCACCAAUGAUCAGAGCAAUGCGGAUGAAAAUGCGAAACCACAGGACAAUACAGGUGCUGGCCAAACGGAAGAAGCUAGCUCUAGCAAUUCUGCAAAUCAUCAAGGGAAUAAUGAUGCAUCCUCGAACAUGAAUGAUAACAACAAUGCUGGCUCUACUGGCAAUAGUGAUGCUGAUCAGCAAAAUUCCUCAACCUCUGAAGAAAAGAAAGAAACAGAGGCAAACACUAAUAGUGGUGCUGAUGCAGCCCAGACUGAUACGGUGGAUCCAUCAAUCUCUCAGGAAAUGAAAGAGGCCCGGACAGAUUUGGGGACCCUACCAGACACGGGGAACGAAGGAACUAACAGUAAGGACGCAGCAGCAGAGUGAGGUCAAGUCUCCUGUGAAGAUGUUUUCUAUCUGUUGGUUCCAUUCUAGGUGAUUGCUGUUGUAUUACUAUUUUUGAGGUUGGUGGAGCAACUGUAAGGUUCUUUGAAUGUUUUGUGCUAUCCGGAUGCAAUGUGAUAUGAUUAUCACGUCUCUCUGUAAUUCUAGUAUGAGGAAGUUAGGAAAAGUAGUUACAUGUGAUGGAAUAAUCUGCGAUAUCAAAGCUAUAAUCUUUGUUUGUGAAUG